This is a messenger RNA of Mytilus trossulus (common blue mussel), 1899 nucleotides long. Its product is annotated as E3 ubiquitin-protein ligase TRIM45-like. The coding region runs from base 1 to 1899 and encodes 632 amino acids. The transcript has a single exon. Gene Ontology annotation, molecular function: zinc ion binding. NCBI's taxonomy places the organism in Eukaryota, Metazoa, Mollusca, Bivalvia, Mytilida, Mytilidae. The record is from RefSeq and is a predicted model, not a curated record.
AUGCUCAAGGAAGAACACACAAUAGAAGAUUUUGCAGAUUUGUUAACGUGUACUAUUUGUCUUGAAACAUUUAAACAGCCAACAUAUCUACCUUGUCUACAAACUUUCUGUGAAACCUGUAUAAAUACGUAUAUUGUUUCGACUGUGAAGGAAGAAAAACCAAAGGGGUUUAAUUGUCCAGUAUGUCGUCGUCAUGUGCCGAUUGAAGAAAGUAAAAAAAGACCUGAGACAUGGGCUAAAACUUUACCGGGAAAUCAUUUAAUCGUUUCGAUGAUUGAUCGCAGAGCAAUGUUUAAGGCCGAGAAAUUGUGUGAUGCUUGUAGCAGUGAAAGCAUUACCCAAAAUGCAAUAUCAUGGUGCACCAUUUGUGAAGAAGCAUAUUGCGAUACUUGUGAACGCAAUCAUAGAAAAUAUAAAAUGACCAGAAACCACAAAAUAGUACCGAUAAGAGAUAUAAAUGAAGAUUCGAAUAUAUCGAAUAUUUUUGCAUUUGUUGCUUGCGAUGAACAUCCAGACAAGACAAUUGAAAUAUACUGCACGGAUCACUCCAGACCAUGUUGUACUGUUUGUGCUACUGUACACCAUAGAAAAUGUGAACACGUUGUAACUAUAGACAAAGCUGUAGCCGGUGUUAAGGAAUCAACAAAAGCAAAGGAACUAAUGAAGAAAUUGAGGGAAGCAAGCAAAAAUUUAGGAGAAAUAAUUAAUACCCGUAAACAAAAAAAUACAAAUUUCGAAAAAGAUAUAGAAGUUGUUUUAGUGGAAAUUGCGAACUUGCGUGAAAAAUUAAAUAAUAAAUUAGAUGAACUUGAAAACAAAUUAAGAGAAGAAGUAAAUAGUACAAGAAAAAACAAUGUUCUAAGAUUAAACGAAGAGUCAUCUGAAUUGAUAUCCCUGAAGAGUACUUUUGACAAUUGGAAAAACUUAUUUGAGGCUUGUUUAUUGCAAGGAUCUGAAAUACAAUGCUUGGUCAAAAUGGAGGAGAUUUCCAGAAAAAUGCCGAACAUCGAAAAUGAUUUAUCCAGAAUUAUACAAGGAUUACAGGACAUGUCGAUAAAAUUCGUAGCAACAGAUAUUAUUCCUGUUUGUUUCGGUCGCCUGCAAAUCAACGAAGGAAGACAGUCGCUACCUGGAAUUAAGAGUGUUAACUUUCAUAGUGGAAAGAUAAAAGUAUUGUUCAAAAUUGACAUCAGAGGCUAUUAUAUCAGUGGAAUAUUCUUUAACGAUGAUAUCAUUAUCACCGACUAUAAUAACAGCAGGAUCGUGUAUCACGACAACACCGGGAAACAAACGGAAGUAUUCAACGUUCCACAAUACCCGACUGAUAUCUGCAAGGUGAAUGAUCAAACUGUAGCCGUGUCGUCUAAUGCAAAUAAGAUUUUCAUAAUUAAUGUAAGACCAUUCAGUUUAGUAAAGACAUUUGAUGUUUCUACGUGGGGGUUAACCUUAGUAGAAGAUGAAUACAUAACUGCGAACAAUAGCACAAUUUGUUGGUUAAACGCUCAAACGGGGGCUAAUAUAAAAGAAUUACCAACUGGAACCAAUACAAUGUUUGUAGCCUGCUACAAAAAGAAUGAGUUCAUUUAUAUGAAUAACAGCAAUGCUAUUACACUUGACUCAGCAGACGGAAAAGGUUUUCAGUAUGGUCAUAAAAAUUUAUCCUAUCCGUACAAUCAGGAAAUUGAUGAAAAAGGGAAUAUAUACGUUGUAGGAAACUUCUCAAAAAACAUCCAUCAGCUGACGUCUUCUGGACAACUUAUCCGCAUCAUUCCUGUAUCAGAUAUCGACAAAACAAUUACUGCAGGACCUUGGGUGAUGCGCUUCAAACGAAAUACCAAUCAGUUUCUUUUAACAUUUCAUGGAUCAACUGGUCCAGUGCUAGUAUGUGAAAUUGGUUAA